AUGCCUCCGACACCUCCGGAGCCCGGCAAGCCGCCCCAACGGCUGCAGGACCCAUUGCAAGAUCGGCCAGUCAAAGAGGUGCCUUUGCCACCCGCGCAGCUGCUGACGGCAGAAACCUUCUACGAAAAGAAUGGUGAGCCGAACAUGCCUGUGCUCAUGGAACAUUUGAUUUUGGAGGGAGCUCUGUCGCAAGAGCUUCUCUUGGACAUCAUUAGCAAGGCCUCCGACCUGUUCAAGGAUGAACCUAACUUGUUGAAACUCAACGACCCCAUCACUGUAGUCGGAGACAUCCACGGCCAAUACUAUGACCUCGUGAAGCUGUUGGAGGUAGGUGGACAGCCUGGCGAGACCCAGUACAUCUUCCUGGGGGACUAUGUGGAUCGUGGUUCUUUUUCCGUGGAGGUCGUUGCUGUGCUGUACUCCUUGAAGAUCAAGUAUCCUAAGCAGGUACGAAUGCUCAGAGGAAACCACGAAUGCCGACAGAUGACGUCAUUCUUUAAUUUCCGAGAGGAGUGUGAGUACAAGUAUGACAUUGGAGUCUACAACGCUUUCAUGGACUCCUUUGACAAUCUGCCCUUAGCAGCAACUAUCAACGGCAAGUUCCUUUGCGUUCACGGCGGGCUCUCUCCAGACCUUGGCAACGUCAAGGCCAUCACGAAGAUCAACCGCUUCACCGAGCCUCCCAAGGAAGGCCUUCUGUGUGACCUGUUGUGGUCAGAUCCCCUUGAACCCAAAGACGGAGAGCAGCGGCCGAGCGCCAAGAAGGGCGGCCCUCCCUUCGUACCCAACGAGGUCCGCGGCUGUUCUUAUUUCUACAGUUUUGACGGAGCCACAACUUUUCUGAAGAAGAACAACCUAUUGUCGAUCAUUCGCGCUCAUGAAGCUCAGCUUGAAGGCUACAAGAUGCACAAGACGAAUCCAAGCACUGGGUUUCCUCUUGUCAUAACAAUUUUCUCCGCGCCGAAUUACUGCGAUGUUUACAAUAACAAGGGAGCAAUUCUCAAGUUUGACAACAGCACCCUAAACAUCCUGCAGUUCAACUGCUCGCCGCACCCCUACCACCUGCCUAACUUCAUGGAUGUUUUCCAGUGGAGCAUGCCCUUCGUCAUUGAAAAGGUGACAGAGAUGCUUUACUACAUUCUCCAGCCUGCAGCCGGAACUGUGGAUUCCGACGAUGAUUCCUCCUUGCCGGCUUUGCCGGAUUCGAAUUGGGUCAACCAUAGAGCCUCGCUGACGGACGACCAGAACCAGACGGUGGAUAUGGCCACACGCCUGGCGGCGUUGAUCGCAGGCGAGAACGCCAGGGAAAAAGAAGCGAGCGGUUCCAAGGUGGACCCAGAGGUUCGAGACCGAAUGCGAAAGAAGGUGCGAUCCAUCGCCAGGAUGGCCCGCAUGUUCAAGACACUCCGGCAGGAGAACGAGACAGUUGUGCGUUUGAAGGGCGUGUGCCCAGGCCACAAGCUGGCACCUGGUCUCCUUUUGGCUGGCAAGGAGCGCCUAACCUCCGAGCUGGAGCUCUUCAGCCACGCACAGGGCAUCGAUCUGGUGAAUGAGAAGCGGCCGGAGGAAGGUAAGACCGGCGGCUUGAAUAGCCCCACAGAUUUCAGGGAUGCGGGGAUGAGCGAUGGAGAGAUUAGUCCUUAA
Symbiodinium pilosum is the source of this 1644-nucleotide messenger RNA. NCBI's taxonomy places the organism in Eukaryota, Dinophyceae, Suessiales, Symbiodiniaceae. The record is from the annotation of a GenBank genome assembly.